AUGACAACCUUUCGUCCGGUUGAAGAGUUCGUUUUCGAGUACGACAUCCGCGAAGAGCUCGGAACCGGGAGAUUUGGGAGCAUUUGGCGAUGCACCCAUCGCGCAACGGGAAAAGAUUUUGCGUGCAAGCGCGUUUCGGGGCAACCGGACGCGUUGCGAGCCGCAGCCAACGAGAUUCGCGCUCUUACGAUCAUGGACGGAAGCCAGCACGUCGUUUCCUUUCACGCCGUCUUCCGUAACCCUAAAUCAAACACCCUGUACAUAAUCUUGGAUUUUGCUACAAACGGCGAUCUGCAGGGCCUUGCGCACGCGAACGGCGCUUUGCCGGAGUGGGAAGCGCGACGGCUGUUCAGAGAUUUGGCGCAAGGAGUGAAGGAGUGCCACGAUCGCGGCGUCAUGCACCGCGAUAUCAAACCAGACAACGUGCUUCUCUUCUCGCGCGCGUCCGAGCCGGACGAUCCCGCUGCAUCCUCGCUACAAGAAGCUCCGAAACCGCGUCCCAACCCUCACUCGUUCUCGUCUAAUACAUCCUGCGGGUCAUCCCAAACAUAUGCGAUGAUUGACCUGAACCAGGACGACUUUUCUGAUCCGAACAGCCGUGCCUCUCCGACCGGCCCUCUUUCUCCAAACGUUCCUCCUUCGCCGAGGCGACCUGGCCAGGACCGAUUCGUUGUGCCCCAAGCAGACGGCGCGCGGGAAGGGGAAACAGAAGCAGAGAUCAUUGCGAAGCUCGCGGAUUUCGGGAGUUCUGUCGUCGUGAAGCCGUGGCAACGCACUCAGGGUUUCGUGGGGAGUCUUCCGUACGCCGCACCAGAGGUUUUGGCGGGGAAGAAUUAUUCGUUUUCGGCCGACGUGUGGAGUCUUGGCGCGACGCUCUUUGCGAUCCUCUCCUGCCGCUGGCCCACGGUGAUCAACGUUGACUUGAAAGGCACCCUGUUUGGAGUCUUCCUCCCUGCCUUCUUCCCUUCUCCCUACUUAAAACACACUCUUCGUUCCUCUCGCCCCCCACCCCCUCCUUCCCGUCUCCUUUCGGUUCCCCCCUGCCUUCUCCCCUUCGUCGAAUGUGCGGUGCUGUAUGGUGCUGCACGCUGUGUCGAGUCAUGGAUGCAGCAGAGCUCUGUCAAGGCACCUUCACAUCUCCCUCUCACCCCGCUGAACCCGUCUCCACCCCUCCUGAAUCCCCACCGCACAGCUGUGUCGAGUCCUGGAUGCUGCAGAGCUCUGCCGGAACGUGCACCCCAACAGGUAAGCAACUUUCGAGAUGUCUCCAAACCCAACAGGGAGUUCGUUGACGCAGCGAAUGAGGCAUUUGUGAAGCUGUCAACAUAUGUGCAGGCCCUCAACUCCAACCAGCAGCUGUACCGGCUGCUAGUCGCUGCCAUCCAAGCCAUGCCACCCGCACCCGCCGCCUCUGCCUCCUCUCCGUCGCCCGGUCACAACUCUCGCUCACAGGGGGCUGUGAGGGCAGCAGGAGCGGGAGGGGAGAGGGAGGAGGUGCUGAGGGAGGCUCACCGGGUGGCUCAGCUGCUGCGGCUGGACUUUGAACGAGGAGGCGUGCACCUCCCUGAUGGUGAGGGCUCUAGGGUAAAAGGACUCUUGGGACACCGCAGGGAGGAGGUGCAGCGACUGACAGGGGAGAUUACUCACACUUCAAUAGAGUUCAACGCCAACAUCCACUCGGACUCGGCCUCCAUUGAGGUCUUUCCGCGCAGUGCCCUGCAUGCGUUGCCUCCCAACGUGCAUGCCAUGCUGCAACCCAUUCAGCGCAGCAAGGGUAGAGGAAGCACCAGUGGCAGCAGCAGCAGCAGCAGCAGCGACAGCAGCAGCAGCAGCAGCAGCAGCAGCAGCAGCAGCAGCAGCAGCAGCAGCAGCAGCAGCAGCAGCAGCAGCAGCAGCAGCAGCAGCAGCAGCAGCAGCAGCAGCAGCAGCAGCAGCAGCAGCAGCAGCAGCAGCAGCAGCAGCAGCAGCAGCAGUAGCAACAGCAGCGACAGUGGUCUAUGUACAGGCAGCAGUAGCUCUAGGAUCACUAGUAGCAUUGAUCCUCCCCACAGUAGUGCCGUGGAGAGAACAGAAGGCAGGGAGAGUGUGGAUAACGGGAGCAAUGGCACCAGCAGCAGCAGCAGCAGCAGCAGCAGCAGCAGCAGAUCUAGCAGUAGUGGCGCGGCCAAGGAGCUAGGGUACAAGGUGUUUUCAGACCCGUUGGUCACAUCGUCCGUGCUCAAAUGGGUGGACGAUGAGGAGGUGCGCCGGCGUGUAUACAUCUUAGCCAACGCCGCCCCCGGAUCCAACCUGCAUCAGCUGGACCGUCUCAUUGACCUGCGCUCACAGCUCGCCAAGGAACUAAGCUUCCCAUCAUACGCGCAUCUCAUCAACGCUCCCCUCAUGGCCAGAACACCCGACACCGUCGACUCUUUUCUGCACAACCUAGGCGCACAGCUCACACCCAAGGUCUUCCAGGAGCUGCAGCAGCUGGGGGCGCUGAAGAGGCAGCACAGAGGGGAGAGGGGCGCGAGCAGAGGAGCGGGCAGCAGCAGCAGCAGUGGUGAGGGGGACUCCUUAGUGCUGCACGCGUGGGAUCGGUCUUUCUACUCUGGGCUUGCUAAGGCCAGGCGCUUCCACCUCGACUCACGAGUGAGCGGUGGGGAGGGGUUGGUUGGAAGGAAGGGGUUGGAUGGAGCAUGGAAGGUUCUUCUGUUGCUGGUGCUGUUGCUGUUGCUUCUCAGGUGUCCCUUCCCCGCUCCCACAGACGGUUUUUGCCGCUCCCAUCCGCUCCCAUCAUGCAACACCCACCACCAGGUGAUCUCGUCCUACUUCCCGCUCCACGCGUGUGUGCGCGGCAUGGCCGUGCUGGUCAAGUCUCUCUUCAACGCCCACCUAGAGCCCGUCCCCACCGCACCUGGGGAGGUCUGGGCGCCGGACGUGACCAAGUUCUCGCUCACACACGUGGACCAGGGCCCUCUGGGGUUCAUUUAUCUGGACCUGCACCCGCGGAGGGGCAAGUUCUCCCAUGCGGCGCACUUCACGAUUCGCUGUGGCCGCAGGAAGCACCUGCCGCUGGACAGCAAAGGCCACCUGCUGUCGUUCCCUUCCUCCUCCUCCUCUGCCUCCACGGGCUCUCACAGUAGCAGCAGCAGCAGCGGUGAUGACUACCAACUGCCGGUGGUGGCGCUAGUGUGCAACUUUGCAGCGUCCUCGCGCUCCUCACCGUGCCUGCUGGCACACCAUGAUGUGGAAACGCUCUUCCACGAGUUCGGCCACGCGCUGCACUCGCUGCUCUCCCGCACCGCCUUCCAGCAUCUAUCAGGAACAAGAGCAGCACUGGACUUUGUGGAAGUGCCCUCCAACCUGCUAGAGUACUUUGUGUGGGACCAUCGCUUCCUGGAUCAGUUCGCGGUGCACCACUCCACAGGCGAGCCCAUUCCGCGCUCCCUCGUGGACUCCCUAAGGGCCUCCAAGUCCAUGCUCGCUGCCUCCGACCUCCAGACACAGGUAGUCUACUCCCUCAUGGACCAAGCCUAUUUCGGGGUAAACCCCCCGCGCCCCACAUCCUCAUUACUAACGCCCUCGCUAUCGUCACAAGCAGCUGCUGCAGCCAUGUCAGCAGGAGCAGCAGUAGCAGGUGGUGGUGGUGCUGGUGGUGGCGGCAGCAGCGGUGGGAGUGGAAGGGACACAACAGCAGUUAUGGCGGAGCUGAUGGGGAGAUACAUGGGUGUGGCACAUGUGCCUGGCACGUACUGGCAGUCCCGCUUUGCACAUCUCACGGCCUAUGGUGCAGGUUACUACACCUACAUUUAUGCCAAAUGUUUCGCAGCGCAGCUUUGGAGGCGCCUCUUUGAAGAAGACCCUCUCAAUCCAGAGGCAGGAGAGUUGUUACGUUCGCAUUUGUUACGCUACGGAGGGGCCGGGGAUCCUCGUACCCUUCUAGAAUCACUUUUGGGGCCCUCAGCUUUUGAUUUGAGCCAUGGAUCAAGAGGGAAUGGUGGUGGAGGUGCGGAGGCUGGAAAACUUGGGGAGAGUAAGAUGGGUGUUUGCCCAAGAACAGAUGAGCUUCUAGAAGAUAUGGAGGUGUAG
Messenger RNA from Closterium sp. Yama58-4, 4071 nucleotides. The record is from the annotation of a GenBank genome assembly. Lineage: Eukaryota; Viridiplantae; Streptophyta; Zygnematophyceae; Desmidiales; Closteriaceae.